AUGGUGCAGGUAUUUUUUUUAUCUAGCAGCUACAACUUUAUAAUACAGGCAUGCAAUGUAUGGUGCGGUCCUGGUAAGUGUUAGAGAUAUGGUUUGAGUAGUAGGAGGUCAGAAUUCAUAUCUCUCUGAGCCAAGAAGCUUUCUGUGGGUUGCCUUUAGCAAGUCAUUAUCUCUCUGCCUAAUCUAAUCCACAAGAUCAUUAGGAUAAAUUGAGACAAGAACAUGUUGUGAUCUGUCCUGUGGCCAGGAAAACAAGUCUUUAAAAAGUCAAAGUAAUGUGUUUGAUGCUUCCAUAAUGUUAGGGAAAUAUCUCAGAGAUAUUUUUUGGGUCACAUCAGCUGAGAAACAGUAGGACUGACCAGUUCACAGGCAACCAAAGAGAUGAGAAAAUCCCCAAAGUUGUAAAGGUCUUUUAUUAUGUUUGCUGUUGUAGAGCAAUAGAACCAAUGUGUUUCACGGUCAGAGAGCAUUAUGGGAUCAAACCAGGAAGGUGAUGAAUUGGAUUGAAAUUGAGUUAAUUGAACUUACUUACCAUUGAAAUCAAUUGGAUUAAAGUUGUUUCUAAUUUGUUCCAUAAGGAAUCUAUUUUUAUAUCUCAAAAUGUCUAACCAAUUAGAGCUGAUGCAGUGAUAGUCUAGGAGCAACCUUUUCAGAUCUGUUAGGAAAAAGUACUCCAUUUUUAUCUACUUGUGGUUGAGACAUGUUGAGUGUGUUUAUUAAUAAGUAGUAAUAUUAAUAGUUGUUGUUUAGUCGUGUCCGACUCUUCAUGACCCCAUGGACCACAGCAUGCCAGGCACUCCUGUCUUCCAUUGCCUCCCACAGUUUGGUCAAACUCAUGUUGGUAGCUUCGAGAACACUGUCCAACCAUCUCGUCCUCUGUUGUCCCCUUCUCCUUGUGCCCUCAUAUUAUCCCUGCCAAGAAAACUCCAUGGAUAAUAUUAAUAGUAGUAAUAAUAUUUGCAUUCUUUUAUGCAAUGGAGUUGCCUUCUGCUAUGACUUGUAAGCACGGCUUACCUGCGGCAGACUUCAUUUUUUAUAACCUCUCCUCCAGUCUCUUGUCUUGAAAGCAGUGAAGCUUGUUUGUUGCUUAGGGCACUUGAGAAUCUGACUGACAGGAUCUAAUCUACUAAGGGAAACUGUCAUGUGCGAAGGAUCCCAAAAUAAUGCAAGAAUUGGGACCAGAGUCCAUCCCUCCCUUGAAACCUGAGAUUCGGGACAUUUAAGUGGCAUGCCUCAUAUUUCUGACCUCUUAAGAUUUUGUUCAUGCCUGAAAUUUUUGCUACACUACUUUCUGAGCAAUUCUUUAAAAUAUCCCUUUUCUAUCCAUUUUUAAAACAGCAGAAGCGUAUCUUCAUGCUGCUGAAAGUAUUUGUUUACCCUUUCACCCCUGUGUAUAUUCACCGACACUGUCUGUGCCUCAGUAACACUAAUGGCUUUUUGUUUUUUGCAAUAAAGUUGAUUCAUGUCCUGGGAAAAAAGCAGCCAAGCCUAGCCUAUCUGUAAUAUUUUAAAACCUCUUGGGAUUUUUCACCCCCACACGCGGCAGUCAAAGUGAAAGGGAACAAUAAAGCUUUGCUUUGGGUUUAAUUCCAGGGGAGGCUGUGGAUGCUGUUCAAACUCUAGGAGGCUUUUUUUUUCCCCUGCGGAGAAGGCUUCACAAAAGACACUUUGUUCCCUUUCGGGACAGAAGCCACCAACCAGUAGAGCUCAUUUCUUAAUUAUUUCUCCAGGGUCUCACCGUUUCCCGAUUGCUCACAAAACACUUUCAUAUAGAUAUGCUUGGAAUGGCAGAAGGGGUGGAGAUCAGCUCUGAGGAUUUGCGUUUUAUGCAUGGUGUGGCUCGCCUUGUCUCGUCUCCACCAACUCGGAUCUUGUUUCCUAGAAACCUUUGCUUGGCCUAAAUUUAUGGGACUGGUUUUAUUAGGUUUCUCAUCCCUCUCCCUCCCAACAUCCACAAUCUGCUUUGACUUUCCUGCUGUGCUUCUUUCUGCUUGAGACUAAGACCAAGUGCCCCAAAAACAAAAAAUAAAUUAUAUACUCCCAGCUUUCCAGACUAGGGUUGAAGGUGCUGAGCUUCUGCCUUGUGAAGAACACAGUGAGGUGUUUAGUGACGGUCCAAUGAUAUUGAGACAAGACACCUUGGAUUAGGGGAGGAAGAGAGAAUCCACAAUGCAGAGAAGAUCUAUCUAAGCCUGCCUGCUUUUACUCCAAUGUUGUGAUGCCUCUGCUUCCGCCGCGGAAUUAAUGAUUAAAUCUUUAUUCAGCAAAUCUAGGAAUAGAUCCUGAUCGUCGCUAACUAAAAUGAAAAUUGACUCUUUUCUGCAACAGCAUUUAAAAGAGGGUAUUAUUUUCCUGACUUCAGCAAGCCAUCAAAAUAAAUAAUAGCCUUUCAAACUUGCUGCUCAGGUAGGGGCCCUUGCUAGAUAGCUCGAUACAAUGUGGCCAUUGCAAAGUAGGAAGUGGGCAAAUGCAAAGCUGUAGCAAGGACUUUUUAGAAGCUUUCGUUGGGCAGAAUCGGAUAGAAAGUGGAAAUCACAUUCAAUAUCAAGGCAUUUGUAUAGAAGUCGAAACAAUAUCCUUUAAAUCCCAUGGGGUUACGUUGCAGUUGCUGGUUAGCUGGGUUGGUUAGAGCGUUGUGCUCAUAACGCCAAGGUCACUGGUUCAAUCCCCAAACAGGCUAGCUGCAUAUUCCUGCAUUGCAGAGGGUUGUACAGUCGUACCUUGGAUCCCAAACGCCUUGCGAGUUGAACGUUUUGGCUCCCGAAUGCCGCAAAUUCGGAAGCCAAUCGGAAACUGCGCCUUGGUUUCUGAACGUUUUGGAAGUUGAAUGGACUUCCGGAACGGAUUCCGUUCGACUUCUGAGGUACCACUGUAUUAGAUGAUGCUCACGGUCCUUUCCAAGCCUACAGUUCUAGUCUAAUGAUUAUGUCCAGCAUGCAGAUAUUGGAGACGUGUAGCAAAUUCAGAUUGCCAGAAGUUGUGGGUAGCUGUGUCUCUGCUUCAUAAUGAUGAGCUGAAGGAAUAACCGGUGUUCUUUUGGAUGAAAGAAAGAACAUUGACCUCUGAGUUAUGUCCAAAAAUAACGCUUGAAUAUGUAGGUGUAACACUUAAGUAAAAAAAUCUAUCCUAGUUCAGAACUUGCUGGCAGGAGUUGGUAUUGGCACACCCUGAAUCCAACAUCCUUUUAGGAAAUGUUACAUAGUCCCAGCAGGGAAAGCCCCCAAACCUUCGUUGAGCCAUGGGUGGGAAAGACUAAUGGGGAGCAGUGUCACAGAAACCUUACAUGGUUGUUAUCUGUGUUUUUACCUGCUCUGUGAAUAGAUGGAACGUCUCUGUAUCUAGAACUGACAGUCCUGCCCUUGCAGGAAGCAGGAGGCUGACUUAAAAUUUAACAAGCUCUUUGUGUCAAUCAUCUCAGGAGCAUCCUUCAGAACACAGAGGUUUUGAAAACCCGUUUUUCAUGGAGCUACCUAUGGGUUAAAAUUUAAUCUCUGUCAAAGACAUCUGCUGGGCUGAGAAUGCUGUCUUCUUUCUUUAAAGGGGUUAGGAAGGAUACAACCACUAUGUAAUACGCAUUAUUUAGCUUGCAGUGGGGACCUGCUAGACCCUAGCAUGUUCCAACUGCAUGUUCAACUUAUUUCUGUUUCUCUUAAGUCAUUUUUGGUCCAGGGUUUUGGCUAGUGAUCAGACUGAAAGAUCUAAGCAAGAUAAGAAGGUGAUGUGUGUGCGUGUAUUUAAGUCUCAGGGGAGGUAGAUUUUAUAGGUUGGUUAUUGUAAGAGAAGACACUCUUGUCAGGAGUUUUAAAUCUAGUGUCGAAGAGACAGAAAGGCAAGAUGCUCAGAAGUCAAAUCCUGUACUUCAGCACAAUUUCUCCUUUAGAGUACAUGAAUAUACUUGCACACCAUUCGCAUGGACUCUAAUGCACAUUUUUUACAGAGGACAUAAUGCUAUACCUUUACCCUUUAAUGAAGCUCCAAAUAACCAAACCCAAUAUCUUUUUUUAAAGCAGUGGUUAUAACUUACAGUUAGGGACGCGGGUGGCGCUGUGGGUUAAACCACAGAGCCUAGGACUUGCCGAUCAGAAGGUCAGUGGUUCGAAUCCCAGUGACGGGGUGAGCUCCCGUUGCUCGGUCCCUGCUCCUGCCAGCACGUCAAAGUGCAAGUAGAUAAAUAGGUACCAUUCCGGCGGGAAGGUAAACAGCGUUUCCGUGUGCUGCUCUGGUUCGCCAGAAGCGGCUUAGUCAUGCUGGCCACAUGACCCAGAAGCUGUAUGCCGGCUCCCUCGGCCAGUAAAGCGAGAUGAGCGCCGCAACCCCAGAGUCGGUCACAACUGGACCUAAUGGUCAGGGGUCCCUUUCCCUUUACCUUUAUAACUUACAGUUAGUAUGGUAUGCAGCAAAAUAUUCCCUUUAUCACACACCACAGAUGGUGAGUGAAUUGUCAUAAAGGCAACCAACAAGGCUUGUGUCAAGGAUGAUGUAUUGGUACAGACAGCUACUGUAAAUAACAACACCUGUGGAAACAAUAAAUUUGUAACCCAGUAACAUCAUAGUAGCCACAAAACACUCGCAGUGGAAUAUAUCCUGGGUCUAUCAGAGGAUAUUUGGUCAUCCUCCUCCUCUAGCCCAGCUCCUCUAGCAGAGCAACCACCACAAGUUAUGAAAUGACUGCUUUUCUGCAGAAUUUAAUAGUACCAAGUUGCCAAGAAACACAUGGUUUGAAUUCUGGUUUCUCUCCUGAAUCCAUAGAACCUACUAAGUCCCAUCAGCACCAGCCGGCAGCAUGGCUGGUGGCCAGGCAUGUUGGGAGUUCUAGUCCAGCAUCUGAAGGUUCACCACUGGUUCCCCAUCCCUGUCAGAGAACCUAAACUGGCAGAACCUAAACUGACCUAAACUUUCCUAGAAUUCAUGCCAUGCUUUCCUGUUUCCCUUUUACCCACAGGAAUUUUCCCUUGCAGAGGAUGGUCCUACAUUGAAAACUCCUGCCGUAAAGAAGUCCUUGGAAGAUGAUCUGAAUCUUUGCCAGAAACAACAGUCGCCUUCUGCUUUUACAGUAUGCUUCUCCUGCCUCCGAGACAACCUGUCUCUUCUCCCAGACACAUCCUUUGCAAGCACACUUCUUUUCACGCCUAAUGAUUUAUUCAAUCAUCAAUCACCUUAUUUCUACGGGUUGACAAACAAUCUUCUCAAAGACAAGACUGAAAACGUGGUGCUUACGAUGAAUAUAAAAUGCCAUCACAGUAAAAAGUGGAAAUAA
Messenger RNA from Podarcis lilfordi (Lilford's wall lizard), 5257 nucleotides. The record is from the annotation of a GenBank genome assembly. NCBI's taxonomy places the organism in Eukaryota, Metazoa, Chordata, Lepidosauria, Squamata, Lacertidae.